Molecule: messenger RNA, 6426 nt
Organism: Liolophura sinensis
Lineage: Eukaryota; Metazoa; Mollusca; Polyplacophora; Chitonida; Chitonidae
Product: alpha/beta hydrolase domain-containing protein 17B-like
Exons: 2
Coding region: 116-982 (288 amino acids)
Biological process (GO): protein depalmitoylation
Cellular component (GO): plasma membrane; endosome membrane
Molecular function (GO): palmitoyl-(protein) hydrolase activity
Source: RefSeq, a predicted model, not a curated record
UCUGGUGAAGUUGAAAUUUGACAGACAAAGAGCGGUGAUUAUCCUUGAUCAUUCAUUGUUAGGUUUACCCAUUUAAUCAUCUCGGGGGUCAGGGAGAAUAUCACCAAAGAUAGGGAUGAAUGGUUUGUCGUUCAGCGAGCUCUGUUGUCUGUUUUGCUGCCCGCCAUGUCCGUCUCGGAUCGCAGCCAAGCUGGCAUUUCUACCACCUGAGCCAACCUAUUCGUUCAUAUCGGAUGAAACAGCAUCAAGGUACAGCUUGCAUCUGACAGAGAAAGCUGAAUGGCAGUACACACAGCGCGAAUUGGACGUUAUAGAAGUGUUUAUGACGAGAACGUCCAGAGGGAACCGAAUAGCAUGUAUGUUUGUACGCUGUUGCCCAAAUGCACGAUAUACGAUUCUGUUCAGUCAUGGUAAUGCCGUCGAUUUGGGACAGAUGUCAAGUUUUUAUAUCGGCCUUGGCUCAAGAAUCAACUGUAACAUAUUCAGUUUUGACUACUCAGGUUAUGGCACAAGCUCAGGUCGUGCUUCAGAGAAAAACCUCUAUUCAGAUAUAGAUGCUGCGUGGCAAGCAUUGCGGACCCGCUAUGGGAUAAGCCCACAAAAUGUAAUUCUUUAUGGCCAAAGUAUCGGCACAGUGCCCACAGUUGAUCUGGCAUCAAGAUUUGAGGUGGGAGCUGUCAUUCUACAUUCUCCUCUUAUGUCUGGGAUGAGAGUAGCCUUCCCAGAGACGAAACGUACAUGGUUCUUUGAUGCGUUCCCUAGCAUUGACAAAGUCCCGAAGAUUACCUCUCCUGUACUGGUCAUUCAUGGAACCGAGGACGAAGUGAUUGACUUCUCUCAUGGCCUGGCCAUCUACGAGCGCUGCCCUCGGGCUGUGGAGCCCCUGUGGGUGGAAGGGGCUGGCCACAACGAUGUAGAACUCUUUGGACAAUAUUUGGAACGUCUGAAACAGUUUGUUAAUGUAGAACUGGCUGUGAAUUGAUAGUGGCCUGCAGCUAUAAAUUUGGUUACAUCGUAUUUCUCAUUCCUUAGAGCCAUGAAUUCUCAUCUGACACCAAGAGUGGCAAGUGGCAAAAUUCACAUCUUUCCGAAAUGGCAAAGACCACGGGUCAUUUUUCAGACAGUUGUUUUCUUGAUUUUUCAUUUCGGUUUAUUUCAUGAAUAUCUUUGGGUCUCUUAUUCAUUUUCUUUUUAAACCUUUGCCUUGGAACUCAUUUAUUUUCUAUGGUACCACAUGUUUUUCAACAUCACAUUUCUGUAUCCUUUAUAUAUCAGAGGUGUUCAGUCACAUUUUAUUCCGUACCAGGCAUAUCCUGUGCACGACAUGUCAUCAGCCAUCAUUGACAUAGGUACACAAAAGUGUAUAUUUAAUAAAAUGUAAUGACGUGUGUAUAUGUAUAUAUGUGUGUGUGUGCCAGGAUUGAUUUAAAUUACUGGUCGGUUAAAAACAAGGAAUUGAAAAAUAAGAAAUUCAAAAGUACUUAUAUAUAUAUAUGUAUAUAUAUAUUUUCAUCUGUGUAAUAAAAUUAGGUUAUAAAUACGUGUAAUCCCCAAAGAACCUUAGAAAUGUAACUGGGUCCCCUUUGAUUUCAUAUGUGUUGUAUGGGCGGCGUUGGAAUAUUACCGUAUAUUAUGCUGCACAUUAUUUGCCAUUUGCGGACGAUGCCUGCACGUGGAAAAACAGAGAAGGUUCUGUAUGAAUAUACAUGUAAACAUGUAUGUGCAGAGUUUGUCUCCUAAAAUAUGCUGCUGAAAUACGUGUACAUUGUAAAACGGUUGUCUUUUUUUUUUUUUUUUAUCGUCCUAACUCAUUUGCAUGUGUGUGCAAUGCUUAGCGUUAUGCAUAGCACAUGCUAUUAUAAUCUUUUUAAUGAAGAAUAGUGUUUAUUCCAAAUUACUCCCAUGAUAUUUAGAGCAAAAGUCAUGGAGUGGAGGAUUGAUAUUUAGAUUAACUUGAUCAAGUUUGGCUUUCACUGUGAAGAAAUUCUGCAGGGUUGCACAAUGGUUUACAUUGAUUUUCUACAAAAUUUGGAAUGUUUUAGGUAUAGGACUUCAGACAGUUAAAUAUAGAGCAGUGAGUUUUGGCUUGACCUGUCUGUGGGUAUCCAUGCAUUACACUUUCUACUCUCAUUAUCUUCCUUAUGUGUCAGUAACAUAACAUAUAUAUGGCAGUACUUGGGGGUAAAUGCAGAAGUAAUAAUCCCAAAUUUAUGUUGCAGAAUUCCAGUGUGCUUUGGGUAAUGAACAACAACAACAACAAAAACAACACAUUUUCGGGAGGAUAUUUGUUGCACACUAGGAUUUCUCUCCUUGAUUGUACAUGUACGUGUUGGACAAAAGAAAUUAGUCAAUCUAUUUCAUAAUGAAGUGGUACAUGUAUUAGAUACUGGUACUUUAGACAUACUAAUUAUGUUAUUGGUUAUAAAGGUUAGAUGUUAAAAUAAUGUCUUGAGUGAACAGGUAAUCAUGGUGACUGUACAAGCCAUGGUAAUCAUGGCUUCCUGUUUUCAUUUCUGCGUAACUUUUUUGACAUGAUGGUAUGGCAAGCUAAAUUUCCACUAAUUGAAUGAGAGCUGAAUUUGGAUCUCUGUCAAGCUUUUGUCUCAUGAAAUAUCCAGUUUAUUUCUUCACGUUUGCGGUUUGGUAGAUCCGAAGAAUAUUGUUACUUAUUGAAUAUUAUACUUACUUGUGUUGUGAAAGUGAUGUAGAUAUAAAGAGAGUGUGUGUACUGUACAUAUCUGAUGGCCUACGAAGUUGACAGUGAUGCGCCGUGUUUUGCACAUAGCUGUCUUGGUAGUCAUGCGAGUAGAGGGAGCUUGUUUAAACGACAGUGACAUUGUGUUCAUAUCAGGGGAUCUGCGUGCAGGCAAGAUAUCAGUAAUGACUGUGUCAGAUGCCGGAGAUUUUUGUUCUGAAAGUAUUGCAGUGACAGAAAACUAUAUGUAUGAACCUUGAAUCUAGUCUUAUUAAUGAUAUAAAUUUAUAUUGUGUAUACUUGUACUAUAAUCUGGAGCUGGUUGACGAAAAAAAGAAGUUACAAUUGACAUAACCUUAGGAGUGAAUAUUUUCACUCUUGCGUCUUAGAAUAUCUGUGCAUGACCCAAACGGGUUGCAAGUUUAAAAAAAAACAAAAACAAUUUGGCCAUUAUUUAAACUGAAAUAUUCUCAUGAUGGGAAUUAAAACGCACUCAAAGUAAAUAAAUAAAUAAAGAAUGGAUGUUAUGGCAGAUGAUUCUUAUCUUACGUUGAGUAUUUUGAAUAAAGCCUGAUCACAGAUAUGAUAAACUGGGUAACCCUACAAAUUAUUGAGUCUGGGGGAAGGCUAAGAUUUACCUGGUGUAACAGAGGUUGGAGCUAUUGUAAAAUGAAUUGGAUUUUCAUCUUUGGAUCUGCAAGUCUUUGUAAAGUAAUGGUAGUGCAUAGAUAGACUACAUAAAUACAUGGUGGAGUCACAGACAGAACAAUACCUGGCAAGGAUUCUUUACUGGUUAAUCGCAUUGCCUCUAUUUUUAUUACAGUAAAUGUGCAAACGCAGUCUUUCAACAGUUCAUGUGGUUGCCUCUUUUUAAUCUCCCUUUAAACAUUAUCUGCACAGUUUGCACAAACUGAUUAUUUGCUUCACAUAGAGUAUACUAUAGACAGCUGUCUGCUGGAUAUACCUUAAAAACACUGGUAUUACAUUGUGUUCCAUUGUAUUCAUACCAGGUAUUUUUAAAGCUCCUCUGCACAUAGAUAAGAUGGUGUUACAUACAUGUGUACGUGCACCCACAUCAUGGUCUCGGUAUUGACAGUAUCAUUUGUAUAACCCACACAAUGGUUUCUGACAGGAUCCUGGUAGUCAGAAAUGUCUUUCUGAGAACACAUUUUUAAUCUUUUCUUUUAACGUCAGAUUGACAUUUCCUUUAAGUUACUGUACCUGUUUGUGUGCUAAUCUAUUCUUUAAAAACUUAUUGUUACAGAUAAUCCUAUUUGCCAAAUUUGGAUGUUCCUGUUUUUGUGACGGUCUCAGAACUUGUCAUUGCACUGUUACAUGUGUGCACCUUCUGGCUGAAUGUGUAGCUCUCCACUAUGGCUCGAGCUAUCUUUAAUUGUAACAUUUAUUAUGUGAAUUGUAAGUGAAUAUUGUCAUGACGAUGACCUAAGUGGUGUAGUGUUAACUUAUGAAAAUUUUCAACACUUGGUAGAUAUCUUAACUGAAGUGCAUGUCCAUCGUCUUUGAACACACAAUUGGCCAAUUAAAGAGAGAAGCAAAGCUCUACAUGUAGCGGUGUAUAAUGUAAAUAUAGUGACCUUUUUUGUUGUCUAAAUAGAGCUAUUUAAAAAUGGGGUUAAUUUUUACAUUUUUUUUGUUUGUUUUUAGUUUUGUUACAUUUUUAGCUAUCUAGACUUUUGCUUCUGUAACCCUGGCAUCCCUAUCUAAAGGUGCUGUCUACACUGUAUACAUAUUAUGCUAAAUUCCUUUUUUGCUUUGUUUUUGUGUGCAGCAUCUGUAUGUUAUACAUGUAUUUUAUUUUAUUGUCUUUUCAUAUAAAUAUAUUUGAAUAUGUCCUAUAUACAGGUGUAAAUACUGGUAACAUUACACAGAUGUUAUUCAUCUAUUUUUUUUUUUUUUUAAAUAUUACAGGGUUCAAAGGUUACUGUGACCUAGACCUCAUCAAUACGUACUGCACACCGAGUCUGUACAAGGGUUACGUACAAAAUACAUUAAUUCUUUAAUAACAGUAUAAUUUUGAAAUCAUACAAAGAACAUAUCCUAGAUUCCUUCAUAUUCUUAUGAGUGGGGUAAGCAAAACACUCUGAAAAAUUAUGCAUGUACAUGUUCUACUGGAUUGUAGGUGCGUGGAUGUAUACAGGUUGCCAGAUGUACUUAACAAUUAUAUCUGUAGUGUCUGAAGUCCCAUAUGGCACACCCACACACUAUGAACAGAAUCUAUCAGUUUGUAUAAAUGGUUAUCAUCAGUUGUCUUUUUCUGUUUGAUUUUUUUUUUUAAAGAACUUGCAUGCUGAUCAUGCUCAUUUUCAUCUGUCAAAGUAAACAAUAAUUACAUCUGGUCUGUACAGUUUAAUGUAAUAUUUCUAGUCUGUGAAGCCAUCAUUAUGGCUGAAAUAUUGCUGACGUGGCAAUAAGCCAUUUCCAUUCAUUCAUUCUACAUGCUACACGUAGGGGAGUUUGAAGCAAAGGUGACCAUAUAUGGCUGAUACUAAAUAGGAAAUGUGGCUGGCACUUCCUCACGUUUGUUUAAUUGGAAGUAUAAGACUAUAAGAUUUUUUCAGUUCUACUGAAUUUGAGAAUAUGACAAAGAACUUUUUCAGUUCUGUUGAAUUGAGAAUGUGACUUAAGAACUUUUCAGUUCGGUGCAACUUAAAAUAUGACUAGUAAUUCAUCAGUUUUCAUACCUAUCUGUACUCACACUUUACAAAGGCCAUUAUUUUUAGUCAGAUACAGUCAUAACGACUGACAUAUCUGACAUAUAUGUGUUUUCAUUGUGUAUAUAAGGACAACUAAGACUACCUUGUUGGGUUGAUUGAAAUUGGAUAGCAGCUAAAUCUUUGAGAAUUAAUGGGAAUAAUCAGAGAAUAAUGAUAUCAAUUUGCUGGCACGCAUUGUUUUAUGGGAUGUGAAAUGGGGCAAGGGCAAUAAGCAAAGCUUACAUUACACAGAAAGCAAGCUGCCCUACUCCUCCACCAUAUGGCCACUUUCCUCUUCUGUAAAUCUCCUCGACUUGUGAAACAAAAGGACUUCUGAAACAAAAUCCAGAUGUGUGUGCAAAUCACACCUGUAGCCUUCUGCAAAUGGAAUGAUACUUUCACACUUGCUCCAAAAAAAAAAAAGAAAAAAAAAGAGACCUGCUUACCCCACUUCAGAUCUCUCUGUAUGCUUUGUAGAUUUGAGUGCUGUUAUCAUUAUCUUAGAGGGUUAUUGGGUUUCGCAUUUUAGCCUCUUGAUAAUGAUGUGAAUCUUAAUGUGCAAUGCACACCUUGACCAAAAAUCCAUUUUUUUCUCACAAUCUUCCCUAGUAGCUACCUGACAUUGAUAUCAAUCCUUCAACAUUUACCUAUCAUGUAAUAGGUAUUCUCUAAUACCUUCCAUUUAAUAUUAUUGAUUGUUUCAUCUUCGUUCACCCUGUAUGUCUUACAGUGGUCUGAAAAUGUUUCUGACAAUUACUCACAUAAAGGUGUCUGUCUGGGUUAAUACAUGGUAUCAUUGUUACAGCACCACAGAAGAAGUUAUUAUACGUAUACGUUUUCAAGCAUUUUUUCGGUGACAUCUACUUUUCUGUCGUUACGUCAGAUAAACUGGACAAAGAUGUAUAUCAAGCCAGUACCAUGUACAAAGUCAUGUAAUAACCACUGUUGUACAGAAUCUUUUCCUUAAUUCUUGAUCGUCAAUGCAGUUCAAAUAAAAAAAAAGAUUAAUAUUUAUGC